Molecule: messenger RNA, 2333 nt
Organism: Parathielavia appendiculata
Lineage: Eukaryota; Fungi; Ascomycota; Sordariomycetes; Sordariales; Chaetomiaceae
Product: WSC-domain-containing protein
Exons: 1
Coding region: 368-2215 (615 amino acids)
Source: RefSeq, a predicted model, not a curated record
GUUUCGCUAGGUCGAAGCCACCGACGCCGUGAGUGGGAUAACAAUUCAUAGUUGUACAUCGGCGCGGACUCUUGCCAGCUGAGGUCAAUCAGGAUCGCGCUAGUUUCGGGACAUCAUUGGCGGCGCGCCGGUUUGUGGUCUAGAACCAGUGGCUACGACACUUGCGGCCUAGUCCUAUCAGCUGACGUCCACGGGUGCUCAAUGAAGGGUUGGGUCCGAGGCACGCCUUCCGGAGGACGGGAUUGUCGGAGUGGACGGAUUUGUAUAAGUUGAGCCCCAUCUGCACAAAGGGGUGUCCAUCAGCAAGAGCAGCCAGCUCAAUCACUCGUCGAUCGUCUAGUCGUCUGCAGUGCUGUCACCUCAGCAGAUGGCCUUGGCUCGUGGUCAUGGCCUGCUGGCCAUCUCUGUCCUGACCUUCAUUGCCUCUGUUCACUCCCUUCCAAACAGUCUGGGCAGAAGGCAAGCCGAAGUAUACACCUCCAAGGGCUGCUAUGUCGACAACAGUGACGGCCAUCGCGCACUGUCGGCCGCCAACUAUGCCGACAACGGUAUGACCGUCGCGUCAUGUGCUGCCUUCUGCUCCAGGUACAAGUACUUCGGCCUCGAGUUUGCCCGCGAAUGCUAUUGCGACAACACCAUCUCGUCCGCCGCCACCAUCGCAGACAAUUCCGAGUGCUCGUUCCCUUGCGCCGGUGAUGCCACUGCCACCUGUGGCGCCGGCGACCGCCUCUCCGUGUACGAGAACACUGCGCCUGCAUCUGGGCCUGCUCCUGCCGAGCUGGACGGCAUUUCUUACGCCGGAUGCUUCCACGAGGCGCCCGGUCGAGCUCUACCUUUCAGGGGUACCUCAGCACCUGACAUGACGGCUGCCAAAUGUGCCGAGCACUGCACUGGCUACGCUUACUUUGGCACCGAGUACGGCUCCGAGUGCUAUUGCGGCAACGAAGUCCCAACCGUCGCCGCUCCCGAGUCCCAGUGCUCCAUGACAUGCUCGGGAGAAAGUUCUCAGCUCUGCGGCGCUGGCGGCAGGUUGAACGUGUACGGACCAGUUCCCGUUGCUUCGACCCCCGUUGAGCCCGUCGGCAAUUACGUCUACCAGGGCUGCUACACAGACAGUCCCCAGCGCGUCCUCAGCGGCAGCGCGCUGCACGACGACCACAUGACGCUAGAGAUGUGUGCGGCAGCCUGCAGCUCAUACGCUUGGUUCGGUGUUGAGUACAGCAAGGAAUGCUAUUGCGGCACCGAUCUGUCGUCGUCGAGCGUCGAGAAGCCACAGAACGACUGCAACAUGCCGUGCGGGGGCAACAGCGGCCAGAUGUGCGGCGCCGCGAACCGUCUCGGCGUCUUCCACAACCCUUCGCUGGGCGGCAACCCGGGUGGUUCACCCUCUCAAGUCGGCGAGUUCACAUACAAAUCGUGCUGGGCCGACAGUGUCUACGACAGGUCCCUAAACGGGGCCAGUUACGCCACCGACGAUAUGACGCUCGGAAGCUGCGCGGCAUUCUGUACGGACUUCGCCUUCUUCGGCGUCGAAUACUCUCGGGAGUGCUACUGCGGCAACACCGUUUUGGGCGCGGCGGCCGACGAGAAGGAUUGCAGCAUGCUUUGCGCAGGCGACAGCUCCACUUACUGCGGCGGUCCUGGCCGGCUGAACCUGUACGAGAAGGAGCCCGAGACCGGGCCCGACCCGCCCAGUGAUACAUGCCCGGGAACCCCGGAAGCGUCUUCGGCAGUCCUCGUCAACGGGGCCUUUGAGUGCGGCUUUGAAACGGAGCCAUGGGUUAUCAGCACUGCGAUUGGCGGCGGGGCAGGGGCUCAGAUUGAACCGUCGAGUGGCUCCUCUGCGCUUGAGGUUUUCGUCGACUACUUGAUGUUUGACCGGGAGGAUGGCAACAUUUACAUCUACCAGACCCUCAACACUGUCCCAGGUCAGAUAUACCGCCUUUCGGUUGCUGUUAUGAAGCAAAAAUGGGCUACCGACAGCGAUGGCCGUGGGUUAGAAUGGAGUGUCGAUGUCAAUGGGGAGUACUUUGCGUACGGGGGUUAUGAGGAGGGCGAAUUUCCCUGGACCACGUUUACGGUGACGUUUACAGCCUUGGGUUCGGACAUGGUCCAGAUUCGGAUCUCUGGGGACCCCAGGGCGUCCGUCCUCUUUUGGUUUGACAACUUUGUCAUUACCAAGGCCGUCGCGCCGCCACCUCCACAACCUGCAUAAUGUUUGGAUGAGGAUUGAUAGUGUGUCUGUCCCACGCUCUGCAGAUGGGUUCUGCAGGCUUCUUUACCAAUCAGGUAGCUCAAUAUUGUGUGAAGCCAGAUCAAUGCAAUGUGACAAC